Messenger RNA from Mollisia scopiformis, 2490 nucleotides. RefSeq names its product sulfate permease. The transcript is spliced from 5 exons. Gene Ontology annotation, molecular function: secondary active sulfate transmembrane transporter activity. Gene Ontology annotation, cellular component: membrane. Bases 1 to 2490 code for a protein of 829 amino acids. Gene Ontology annotation, biological process: transmembrane transport. NCBI's taxonomy places the organism in Eukaryota, Fungi, Ascomycota, Leotiomycetes, Helotiales, Mollisiaceae. The record is from RefSeq and is a predicted model, not a curated record.
AUGACUUCCAUUAAGAUUGGGCAUGCUUUUGCCAAAGCUCUUGGCAUCAAACUCAAUCAAGGCAAAGAGCUUGACAACGAGAUCCGCCAAGGCCAUCCUGUAUUCUCUACCCGGGUUGCCGAUGCAUACGUGGAGGACGAACUUCGAUCUAGCCAGUGGGUGAAAGAGACUCUACCAAGCACGCAAGACUUGGUGGAGUAUUGUCGGUCUCUAUUCCCAUUUCUAGGUUGGAUUGGUCACUACAAUCUCCAGUGGUUAGUUGGCGAUGUUGUCGCUGGUGUUACCAUCGGAGCAGUGAUUGUCCCACAAAGUAUGGCCUAUGCUGUCUUGGCAGAUCUCCCAGUCCAGUUUGGGCUCUAUUCUUCCUUCAUAGGUGCUUUGAUCUAUUGGCUCAUGGGCACAUCCAAAGAUAUAAACAUUGGUCCAGUCGGGGUUGCCUCAACAGUGGUUGGAAAGAUGGUUGCCACAGCUGCUAAAACUCAUCCGAAUGUCCCCGGCCAUGUCGUUGCUUCAGCUUUGGCAGUCGUAGCUGGCUGUAUUAUGACUUUGAUCGGCCUUAUUAGAGCUGGCUGGCUUGUCAACCUGAUACCUCUUGUGUCUAUAUCGGCAUUCAUGACUGGUUCUGCAUUCAGUAUCGCCACUCUUCAACUCGGCAACCUAAUGGGCAUUUCUGGUAUUGAACAUGAUGGUGCUACUUACCACAUCUUCAUAGAAGUAAUGAAAGGUCUAUCGAGGAUAAAGUUAGACGCAGCGAUUGGCUUCACUGCUCUAUUCCUGCUGUACUCGAUCAGAUGGGGAUGCAGGCACGCAGCGCAAAGAUUUCCUCGGCAAAGCAAACUACUAUUCUUCAUCUCAACACUUCGAAUCGUCUUUGUUAUCCUAUUGUAUACUCUUGUUAGUUGGUUGGUAAACAAAGAUCACCACAAGCACCCCCUAUUCAAGAUCAUAUCAGCAUUUCCAAGAGGAUUCCAAGCUGCUGGCGUCCCUUGGGUUGAUGCAUCGAUGAUCAAGAUCUUCAUCGGCGACCUCCCUGCUACAGUGAUUGUUCUGAUGCUUGAACACAUCUCAAUAGCGAAAUCGUUUGGUCGAGUCAACGGCUACACAAUCAACCCCUCCCAAGAAAUGGUUGCUACCGGAGUAACGAAUAUUGUUGGGCCAUUCCUUGGGGCAUACCCAGUGACAGGGUCAUUCUGCAGAAGCGCAGUCAACUCCAAGGCUGGAGUAAGAACUCCUCUUGGAGGCAUUGUCACUGCUAUGGUCGUUCUCUUGGCGAUUUACGCACUUCCUGCCGUGUUCUUUUUUGUCCCAAAGGCUGCAUUGUCUGCUGUGAUUAUUCAUGCUAUCAUGGACCUCGUCACAUCACCAAAUACUGUGUAUCAAUUUUGGAAAGUAUCGCCCCUAGACGUACCAAUAUUCUUUGUCGGAGUAUUCAUGUCAAUAUUUUCUUCCAUCGAGAACGGGAUUUACUCGACGAUAUGUAUAUCGCUCUUCCUCGCCCUUUUCCGGAUCAUAAAGGCAAAAGGCCGCUUUCUAGGAAAGGUCAUAGUUCAUUCAGUUUCCGGAGACUCUCUCUUGGCCACAGAACUCAAGCCGCUUACUCUCCCUGAUAGUGCACUAUCGACCACUAUCAGGUCUGGAGCGGCAUUUGACGAGCACCCAUCUCGAAGCGUCUUCAUGCCUAUGGACCACGCCGAUGGUACUAAUCCCGAAAUCGAGGUCCUCAGCCCUUACCCAGGGAUCGUCAUAUAUCGAUUCUGCGAAGGUUUCAGCUAUCUGAAUGCAAACAGCUGCUUAGACCAAUUGACCCAUCACAUAUUUGCCACAACACGCCGCACAAACCCUAACCACUAUUUAAGGCCUGGAGAUCGACCAUGGAGUGAUCCCGGACCUCUUCGAGGAGAAACCAAUGGAAACGAUUGCCAUUCCGCUCGGCCAAUCCUGAAAGCGAUUAUUCUAGACUUCAGCUCAGUGAACAAUGUCGACGUUACAUCUAUCCAACAACUCAUCGAUGUCCGCAAUCAACUGGAUCAAUAUGCUUCACCACUCGCAAUAGAUUGGCAUUUCUCCUCUAUCCAUAACAAGUGCACCAAGCGUGCUCUAGUGGCAGCCGGAUUUGGAUACCCAACGGCCAUUGGCGACACGGCUCAUCAGUGGCAACCAAUUUUCAGCAUUGCUGAAGUCGGAGGCUCGGAGUCCACGAUCGUUCUGACAGAGUCAGAUCGUGACGAAAAGGUCACUGUGGAACAAUGCGAGAAAAGCAUAGGAUAUGUUUCGCAGCAAAGUGUGGAUUGUCCGGUUACCUCGAUGUCAACUACCAAACUCGGCGACGUUAAAACCACCAGUAUCAGUAGAGCGGUAGUUGUGAAUGGGCUGAACAGACCGCUGUUUCACAUCGAUUUGACGAGUGCGUUGCAGAGUGCAGUUACGAUUGCCAGGGCAAGGGAAGACUUUGAAGCUAGAGGCGGCCUGGGUACAGGUGGAGAACCAUGA